AUGCACAGACUGGAAAGAUUGGCAAUGGAUCUUCCUUCGAAUUCCGGCCUAAUAAAAGAAAUUGAAAAGGAAGUGGAAAUUCUUGUCCAAAAUGAAAGUUGUGCACCACUUUUUGAAAUUCAGUCAUCGAAAGUCCCAUCCGUUCACAUUUUCCUGUGCAAAAUUUUAGAAAAGAGGAUUCGCAGGAAAACAGCGAAUUUAGAUUUGGACGAUGAGAUUCAGUUUUGCACACAACUGCUGCUGAAGAAGCCAUCGUAUCAGGUAUGCGAGGUGUACUGCCUACUUGGGCUAUACUGUUGGCCAGCCCUAAUGCCUAGUUUCAUAGAUACGGUGAUAUCCAUGCUCUCAACCGAAACAGGAUAUCAGAUCUUAUUAAUGUUCUUGGAAAAAGUCAAUGCCGAUACAACUAUCGAUGACAAACGUAGAACUGAGCUUAAAAAGGCCAUUUCUAUUAUUUACAGCCACCUGGAAAGCAGCUUUGAUGAAAAGUUUGCUUCCUUCAUCAUUCCAAUUUUCACCGAGCUUUUGAAGAUUCUACCAAAAAAUUUCAAUUUCUCCCUGGUUUUCAAAAAGGCUGCUGAAUGCCCGGAAGAGACGAUUUCUUUUAUUAACGAAGGCCUUCCAUUCAUAGAGCCGAAUAAAAUAACCGAAAUACUUCAGUUCCUACCUGCAGAUCAAGGCCUCAUUCAAACCUUAGGAAGCAUAAAGCUACAGAAAAUAGAAAGUCCAAAUAAGAUAUAUGAAUAUGUAUUUAGAUCAUUAGGUUCAGGCCAGGAUUGUUUUGUUUCGGCUAUUGAUUUUUGGCAAAAGGUUUUUUCGUCAAAAACCAAUGGCGCUUUGCUGGAGCCUGUUUUGACCGAGGCCCUCAAGAAUUACAUUAAUGUUGAUGAAGACUCCAAAGAAGAGGUUGAUCAGCAUAUUUUCGGGUUUUUUUCAAUUAUUUGCAAAAAUUUUCCCUUUGAAACUGUGAAUUUCUUAAAAAUUAACGGGGACCUACUGCCCACCAGAAUUUCCUCGCAUUUCAUUCAAAAACUGGCAAAAGCAGAAAAUUCCAGUGCACUGCUGCUUUCCUUAAGCUUUAAAAACCCCUAUCUAAACUGUCUUGUUAACUUUCUGAGGAACGACUCCUCCACGCCCACGUUACUCUUUGGUCUGGAUUUUACAGAUAAAGAGAAUGUAAAGCUGGGCUUGAUGAUCCUCGAAAAGUAUCCAUUUACAUCCGAACAACUCAUGUAUGUUUUAAAAAUGUGUGAAAACUCGUGUCUGAAUGCAAAUGAAAUCAAGGUUGAUUGCUAUCUAAAGCUUGGUAUUCACGAAUCUUUUGGUAGCAACUGGAGCAUGGACGAUGUGAUUAAGUAUUUUUAUUAUCUUAAAAAGAAUCCAGGAGAAUACUCUAGAUAUAAAGACUAUUUCUACUCCCUCUUUCUUAGAAAUGCCCCAUUUGACAGGUGUUUCUCAAUUAUUGAAAAGAUAGGUGACAUUCCUGGGGUUAUUCUGCAGGAUAUCUAUGAGAAAAUGGACAAGUAUCUCUACAUUGAUCUCUGCUGCCUUAAUAACGAUCUUUUAAUCUCUUUAGACAAUCCAAAGCCGUAUAUUGAAAAAGAAGUUGUAAGAUUUGUCACAGAAUGGAACUCAAUUUCGGAUCACAAAGAUUAUUACCAGGCACUCAAGUCACUUCUGACCAUAUUUUCAGCCAAGAUUGACACUGUUCCCAUCAUAGACAAUCUCCUUGACUUGCUUCAGAUUGAUUCCAGUAUCGUUCUAAACAAAGUUAUUUCUAUCUUGAGCUCAUACAAAGGCCCUUACAACGUCAAUAAAGCAGUCUAUUAUCUAAUGUGUGCAUAUAAUAACCCCAGCGUUUCUGAUUCACAUCCCUUAAUUUCAGGAUUGCUUACAGACUGUAUGCUUCGUGAGGACGGACCGGUUGCCUUCAGCAGCCUUUUAAGUGUUGAUAUUAAUAGAUGCUGCGAUAUUAGGCAACAAAUCCUGAAGGUCAAUAAGAAAACAGCCCAAAAUAUGGUCAGGGAUCUUAUUAAAGAUUUCAAGGGCAAGCCCUUCAGUAAAAUGUUUCAAGAUGGACUUAAAGUUACAAAGCAGGACUUUUUACCACCAAAAGCCAAGGAUGAGUACGACUAUGACUUAAAGAAUGCUAACUUCGUAUAG
This is a messenger RNA of Vittaforma corneae ATCC 50505, 2163 nucleotides long. RefSeq lists its product as uncharacterized. Bases 1 to 2163 code for a protein of 720 amino acids. The record is from RefSeq and is a predicted model, not a curated record. Lineage: Eukaryota; Fungi; Microsporidia; Nosematidae. The transcript has a single exon.